GUUAUGGGGAAGAUAAAGGCACUUAAGAGAAGUAAAUGGGUAUUGGGUUGGGUUAGGAAAAACACAAUCAUUCUCUUAAGCAGAGAAUCGGUUCACACUCAUUACUCUCACACUAUUUUAUCCCUCUCACUCGCUUCAAAACUCUUUACAACUCAAAAACCAAAACCUUCUCAAAUCUUCUUCUUCUUCAUCUUCUUCUUCAUUCACCCUUCUCCAAUGGCGGGUGUUAUGAAUAAGAAGGUCGACAAGAUUCGGCAAAUCGUGCGUCUCAAACACCUCAUGUCGCGGUGGAAGCAAAUGAGCCUCCGCCGCCGCUCCGAGGACCCUUCCUCCACGCGCCGCCCUCCCUCCGGGUUCACCUUCGUCUACGUCGGCCCCGAACGCACGCGCUUCGCUAUCCCCGCGCGUUUCCUCAACCUCCCCGUCUUCGAGGGCCUCCUCAAACAAACCGAGGAACAGUUCGGACUCCGAGGUAACGGCGGUUUGGUCCUCCCUUGCCAAGUCCCCUUUUUCUCUAACGUCGUUAAAUUUCUCCACAAGGACGAACACAAGUACGGAAAACUCUCUCUUCAAGACUUCCUCAACUUGGUCUCCGAUGCUGACGUUUCCGAUUCCUGUAAGGAAAACGUCGUCGUUUUCACCCCUCUGCUGCAGAAAGCAGAGGUUUGACGUCCCCUUUUUCCUUUUCUUUUUCUCAUUGUUAGAAUCUGAAUUUGUAAAUGAACAACUACCCAGGAAUCUUUUUUCUUUUCCUUUUUUUUUUGUAAUGGGUUUUUGGUUCUUCUCAUCCUUGGAUCCACUCCUCAAAUUUUCAAGGGAGGGUUUCAACGAGAUGUCUUAGAACUUUUCCUUAGGCUCUGUUUUUUUUUUUUUCUCUUCUUCUUUCUUUUUGCUAGAUUGGGUUAUCUUUCAAUGUUUGUUUCACCGGAUGGAUGCCCAAUUUUAUGAUCAAAUUUUAGUGAUCAAUGAAGAAUUUCAUGGUUAGUGGUAA
This is a messenger RNA of Vigna unguiculata (cowpea), 991 nucleotides long. RefSeq names its product indole-3-acetic acid-induced protein ARG7-like. Gene Ontology annotation, biological process: response to auxin. The record is from RefSeq and is a predicted model, not a curated record. NCBI's taxonomy places the organism in Eukaryota, Viridiplantae, Streptophyta, Magnoliopsida, Fabales, Fabaceae.